Messenger RNA from Polistes dominula (European paper wasp), 2675 nucleotides. It is a transcript of the gene Madm, whose product is annotated as MLF1-adaptor molecule. Lineage: Eukaryota; Metazoa; Arthropoda; Insecta; Hymenoptera; Vespidae. Gene Ontology annotation, molecular function: ATP binding; protein kinase activity. Gene Ontology annotation, biological process: protein phosphorylation. The record is from RefSeq and is a predicted model, not a curated record.
AGACUGAAGAUUCCUCAAACUACCAAUGAGUUUGGCCGUGUUACGUUGUGUUCGGUCCUACUCCUUUUACUAAUUACGUGUGUGAUGCCCGGGAGUCGCUCCAGCACGGACCCAGAUCAUAAGUCACCGCGAGAAAGUGGUGAGGAUUCCGAGGAUGAAAGCGAGAUCCUGGAAGAGAGCCCCUGUGGGCGGUGGCUCAAACGCCGGGAGGAGGUAUAUGUAGGUUCUAAACCAUCAUCAACUGAAGGAACCAGUUUUGGUACAAGCAGAGGUAGCGAAAACGAAACAACUGAAAUGGAGGUAGAGCAACAAGAUGUUCCAGGAAUUGACUGUGCUUAUUUAGCAAUGGAUACAGAAGAAGGUGUAGAAGUGGUAUGGAAUGAAGUACAAUUUUCAGAAAGAAAAAAUUUCAAAGCACAAGAAGAAAAGAUACAACUUGUCUUUGAGAAUCUCACGCAAUUGGAGCACCCUAAUAUUGUCAAAUUCCAUAGGUACUGGACGGAUACCCAUAAUGACAAACCACGAGUUAUAUUUAUAACAGAAUAUAUGUCAUCUGGAUCCUUGAAACAGUUCCUAAAAAGAACCAAACGUAAUGUAAAAAAAUUGCCUCUUCAAGCAUGGAAACGAUGGUGUACGCAAAUACUUUCAGCAUUAAGCUAUCUGCAUUCCUGUUCUCCUCCUAUUAUUCAUGGGAAUCUUACGUGCGAUACGAUAUUUAUCCAACAUAAUGGACUUGUAAAAAUUGGUUCAGUUGCACCUGAUGCAAUUCAUCAUCAUGUCAAGACUUGUAGAGCAAACAUGAAGAAUAUGCAUUUUGUUGCCCCAGAAUAUGGAAAUUCUGUGACACCCGCUAUUGAUAUUUAUUCUUUUGGAAUGUGCGCAUUAGAAAUGGCUGCACUUGAAAUUCAAGGGAAUGGUGAUAGCGGAACAAUUGUAACAGAUGAAAACAUCAGGAAAACAAUCGAAUCUUUAGAUGAUAGUCAACAAAAAGAUUUUAUACGCAAGUGUCUCGAAGUGGAUCCUCUGUGUAGGCCAAGCGCAAGAGAACUGUUAUUCCAUCCGGUUUUGUUUGAAGUACAUUCUCUAAAGCUCCUAGCAGCGCAUGCCUUGGUCAACUCGGCCACAAAUAUUUCAGAAACGAUAACGGAUGAAGUUUUGCAAAGGUUGUAUGGUCCAGAUACAGUAGUCGCAGAAAUAAAAUACCAGGGUCGAUCGGUACAACAAAUUCGCUUAAGUGACAUACCUGUUACUGAAAAGCUAGAGAAAUUUGUUGAAGAUGUAAAAUAUGGAAUAUAUCCUUUAACUGCAUUUAUGGCAAAGUUGCCUCCACCUGCUCGACCAAGAGCUAUAUCUCCAGAAGUAACAGAAUCUGUUAAAUCUGUAACACCGGAACCAGUAGAUGUGGAAUCACGAAGAGUAGUUAAUAUGAUGUGUAAUGUUAAACCUAGAGAAGAAAGUUGUGAAUUACUUAUGACAAUAUUGUUACGAAUGGAUGAUAAGAUGAAUAGGCAAUUGACGUGCCCUGUGACUCAAUCAGAUACUUCAUUAAUCCUUGCACAGGAACUUGUACACUUUGGAUUUAUUAACGAGAAUGAUCGCGACAAAAUAGCCAAUUUAAUUGAAGAAGCAUUGAGGAGUUGUUUUAAUAAGCAAAUGAUGAUGCCAGGAAUGGUAUCGUUAACCAAUCUUCCUACACAGACUACUUUGUUGCUGCCUGGUCCAGAAUUUUCCUGUUUACAACACUUUGAUAAUGCUAUGUGCAAUGCUACCACAUCCAACAGUGAUAAUGCAAAUAAUUUGCUGCCAAAAAUCUCAGGUCUUUCUGUGUCAAGUAAUAAAACAAAUAAGAGUCACGAUGAAGUAGAACCACCAACGAUUACCGAAAGUGGUAGUUAACCAUCCAGGACGUUUGGUAAAUCAGUUCACUGUGCCACUUUGCACGCUCUAUGUAUAGACUGGCUAUGUAUUUUUAUAUUUAAGUAAAGAGAAGAAGAGAUUGAAAGUAUAGGAGAAGAGGCGCCGUGGCUGGCUGAAUCAUUAAGCUAAUCUAAGCAGCUCUAGUACGAACGAAUAGUACGCUUGUGCAAAGCAUUUCAUGACAGUCAAAUACUAACGAUCCUCCAAACUUUUAACAACAUUUUUCAAAGUUUUUACGCCUUCUUUCGAAUUUAUUUGGAAAUUAAGGGUCACCGCAAGUAUAUUUCCUUUUAAAUGAGAUGCUUUUUUUUUUUUUUUUAUCGAGACAAAUAUGUUUGUCGAAACAUGUCUUUCUCAUAUUCCGGUAUACUUGUAUUCGUUGAAGUAGAAGCUCGAUCUGUGUUACUACUUUAUGCACAACUGCGUGAAUAAUUUCAUAAAGUAGCAACGAUCUUUGUUACGAACGAUAUGGACAGAUAUAUAGUUGGAAUUAUAUUAUUUUUACUUACAUAUUUUAAAUUAACGAAUAUAAAUUGAAAUUUUGUGAUAUAAUCAUAAAGGAAAUGGCCAUUACAUUUCAAAUGUACACGAAUAAUGCUUUAUUGUAUAAUACAUGUACGAAUAAGCGUUGUGCCAUCAAAUAUCUUCUUUAGUAAGACAAAACUGCUCUUUAUGAAUCAGCACUAUUUACUUAUAUGCGUUUAUAUUUAAACAUUUCGUAACUGUUCAAGAAUGAAUAAUGCUCAAUAUGGUGCUAA